AUGUUGCCAACCGCUAGCCCAUUGUGCGAUUUCCCUAUCCUCCCGAUUCCCACUCCUCACGGCCACAAUAGUCGUACUUUCCACCCACCUCCGCUCGAUGGAAGUCUCAGUAUAUCCGAGAUCUUCGAAUUCCAUGCUGAACAUAGCCCGGAACACCCAGUCUUCAUCUACGCCGAUGGCCCGGACGAUGCUCGAACGAUCUUGUACCCUGAAGCAUGGCGUCUUGUCAAACGGGCAUCCAAGAUAAUUCACAGUCACACUUCGCGAUUCGAUGAGCAGUAUAGCCUUCAAGAUCGUGGAGGCCCUCAGAAUCCCCCUACCGUAGGCAUUCUUGCAAAUGCUGACACCAUCAGCUUCUUCUCGACUAUCGUCGGAACCAUGCGCCUCGGUCUUCUUGCAUUCCCACUAUCAAUCCGCAACUCACCAAUCUCAAUCGCGCAUCUGAUUAAGAAGACCCACGUCCUCCAGCUGUUCGUGUCGCCUGAUCCGGCCAUGCAGAGUUUGUGUGCCGAAGCUCUUGAUAUCUUGAAGGAUGACGGUAUACAGGUCGAGGUCCUGCCGAUGAUACUGUUUGAUGACAUUCGAGAUGACGCGCCGCGCGCGUCCGAGUUGGACCAGGUCGAGUUGCCGCUGCCGAAAAUCAACUUAGAUACGAGCAGCAUUAUUUUUCACUCCUCCGGCAGCACCUCGUUCCCGAAACCUAUCUAUAUUACCCACAGAAGACUUCUUCAAUGGAGCUUGGUACCACUCUUCGGAGAAGUAGACCUGUGCGGUGUUGUACUCGCAGCUCCUACAUUGGGCCUUUUCCAUGUCAUGGGCAUCGUGUUCGUCAUAUGGACGAGCGUCCCCGGCAUGACACUCGGAGUGUUCAAACCUGCAUCACCUCCCGUUAUCCCAUUGCCCGAAACAGCCUUGAACAACAUCAUGCAGAUCAAGAGCACCUACAUACUGACAGUCCCUUCGUUUAUUGAGGCAUGGGCUCGCGAUUCUACUAUGCUGUCGCAGCUCAAAUCGAUGGUCGGAUCGUUGCGUGGUAUAGCAUACUCCGGAGCGCCUCUGACAAAGUCCCUAGGAGACGACCUCGUUCGGUCCGGCGUGAAUUUAUGCCCCCUCUUUGGCCUUACGGAGACCUGGUGUGUAGCCUUAUGCUUGCCGUCGAAACAGAAGGAUCUCGAAACGUGGGAGUGGUUCGAACCAUCCCCACUUGCGGAGCUAGAGUUCAUUCCUCAGGAGGGAAGUGAGGACCUAUUCGAGAUAUGCGUCGUCGAAACACCGUAUUCUGGCCCGGCUCUGACAAACGCGACGUCGCGCGACGGAAGACCAAUGUAUAGGACUUCAGACCUCUGUCAGAUGCAUCCGACGUAUCCGAACAAGUGGAGAGUACACGGAAGGUCGGACGAUCAGAUCAUGCUGUCCACUGGAGAGAAGACAAAUCCAGGACCCCUAGAGACAAUCUUGAUCCAAGAUCCUCAUGUCAAGGCGGCUGUCAUGUUCGGACGAGGUCAGUUCCAGAAUGGAAUUCUUGUGGACCCGAAACCGGAGUAUGCAUUCGAUCCAGUGGAUGAGGCGAAACUCGUUGAGUUUCGCAGCUUGAUCUGGCCCUCCAUCGAGAAAAUGAACGCGUUUGCACCGGCCCACUCCCGACUGUUCAAAGAGAUGAUCAUCGUCGCAAGCCCGUCGAAGCCCUUCGAAUACACGUCUAAAGGAACACCCCGAAGGCAUUUCAUGACUGCGAGGUACGACCAGGAGAUUCAAGCGUUGUACGAUACCGUCCGCGAGUCGGCUCAGAUCGACAUUCCUGUCCCCGAAGUUUGGACAGAGGAGUCUGUGCUUCAAUUCGUUGGGGAAACUGUCAGGAAGGUCAUGAAAAGAGACGUUCCCGCGGACGCCGAUAUCUUCCAGCAAGGUUGCGAUAGCUUGCAGGCGACAUACAUCCGCAACGUUAUUGUCCAAGCACUUCGCCAACCGCUCAGCACCUCCAGUCUCCGUCUCCCCAGUAACUUCAUAUAUUCGAACCCGACAAUUAAUGCUCUAUCCUCGUUCAUUAGUUCCUUAUUCUCGCCUGACGAUGUUACGAUCGGACUCACCUCCGAGAGCGACGUUGCUGAGAUGGAAGCCAUGGUCGAGAAGUAUAGUGUCGACUUCCCCGUACAUCGAGGCGGCGAAAGCGACGGAGCGAACAGCGUCGACGAAGUCGUAUUACUCACUGGUACCACUGGCCGGCUUGGAUCUCAUCUCCUGGCCCAAUUGUUGGCAAAACCGUCGGUCACCAAGGUAUAUGCCCUGAAUCGUGCUGCAAAGGGGAGCAUUGCAGGGAGACAACACGAUGCAUUCGUGAAUUGGGGCCUCGAUGAAGUCCUACUUUCUGGCGGGAAGCUCGUCUUGGCCAAAGCUGACUUCAGUAAAUCUGAUCUCGGAAUUGGAGAAGACUUGUACAACGAGGUUCGUGACUCGGUUACAAGCAUCAUACACAAUGCGUGGCGUGUCGACUUCAAUGUUGCACUAUCGUCGUUUGAACCUCUUGUCGCCGGAGUACGACGCUUGAUCAACCUCUCCCUCUCAUCUCCUCGCCCGUCAGCCCCUCCCAUCCUCUUCAGCAGCUCCAUCUCCGUCAUCAUCAAUUCCCCUGCGUCUCCGAUCCUUGAGCUCCCGAUAACGGAUCCGAAAAUCGCAGCCGGUCGUGGGUAUAGUGCAAGCAAAUGGGUUGCGGAGACCAUGCUGCUCAGGGCCAUGAGUGAACGAGGCCUUCGCACGAAUAUAGUACGCGUCGGACAGUUGUCCGGAGACCUUGCGAAGGGCGGAUGGAACGAGAAGGAGUGGGUUCCCGUCUUACUGAAAGGGUCCCAGGCUUUGGGAGCUGUCCCGCAAAGAGUAGAGGAACUGUCCUGGGUCCCUGUCGACGCCGCAGCUUCGACUCUCCUCGAAAUGCUUGGAAGUACAGAACCUGUCCUCCACCUCGUUCAUCCUCAUCCAGUUCCGUGGACCGUCAUCUCCUCUACUUUCUCCACACUACUCAACAUCCCCAUCGUUCCUUACGACCAAUGGCUCCCUAUGCUCAAGGACGCAGCCCGUGACACUCAAAGUGACAGCGAUGCUGUCAAGCAUAAUCCUGCGCUUCUGUUAUUGGAGUUCUUUGAAAAAGAUUUGCCGGCGGAGACUGGACUAGUGAUUGAUACGGGUAAAGCUGUGGUAGUGAGCGAGACAUUGAGAGAUGCGAGGAAGAUGGGGGGUGGCGAUGUAGAGAUGUGGAUAGGGUACUGGGCAGAGAAGGGUUUUUUGUCAGGCGGUGUGUAG
Stereum hirsutum FP-91666 SS1 is the source of this 3294-nucleotide messenger RNA. Its product is annotated as acetyl-CoA synthetase-like protein. The record is from RefSeq and is a predicted model, not a curated record. The coding region runs from base 1 to 3294 and encodes 1097 amino acids. Gene Ontology annotation, molecular function: phosphopantetheine binding. Lineage: Eukaryota; Fungi; Basidiomycota; Agaricomycetes; Russulales; Stereaceae. The transcript is spliced from 19 exons.